Molecule: messenger RNA, 3495 nt
Organism: Mycotypha africana
Lineage: Eukaryota; Fungi; Mucoromycota; Mucoromycetes; Mucorales; Mycotyphaceae
Product: chitin synthase-domain-containing protein
Exons: 4
Coding region: 1-3495 (1164 amino acids)
Cellular component (GO): cell septum; cell periphery
Molecular function (GO): chitin synthase activity
Source: RefSeq, a predicted model, not a curated record
AUGCCACCAGGAGGCUAUAAUACACCCUAUAGCGGUGGUGGAGCUCAUCAAGAUUAUGGAUACCAACCCCCAGCUGACAACAACUAUUACUAUAACACUGGCAACAGUAACGCCACAUCAACAUCAAUUGGUCGACGGCCUACAACACUAGGAAGAGCUCCAACACGUAGAAUUAUACCCGGUGCUAAUUCAAUUGCAAAUGCUAGUCAAAAUAUACAAAGAGGCCGUACUUUAAUUCGACCUGAUCGUUAUCAAGAACCACCACCUCUGUUGACAGGCAAACCUACCACAAGUCGUAGUUCUUUCGAUCCUUGGGUGCUACUCUCCCGAAUAGUGACAUUUUGGGCUUUACCUCCCAUGUUAAAGGCUUUCAAAAUGUCUGAUCCUGGUAUGCAGCAAGCUUGGAGAGAAAAAAUGACCUUGUGUUUCUUAAUUGCUUGUAUGGGCGCAUUUGUGGCUUUUAUCACUAUUGGGCUUAACUCUGUGUUAUGUCCACCAGAUCAAGCAAACAAUCAACGGAACUAUGCUUCUUACAAUGAUACACUUGAUGCACCAAAUUUAUUAGGCAUUUUAGGCUGGCAAUUUAAUAUUUCAAACGCAAAACCGUCAGGAAACCUUAAUUUUUAUGAACUUGCCAAAGUACCUGGUACAGAUAUUACCAAUUAUUUUACACAUGGCACCAAUAUUCCAGAAUGCACAAAUCCAGGCAACGAAAAGACACUCAGUUUCCGAGCUGUUUAUAGUGAUCCUUGUUCAGCUGCAAAUGGCAAUGGCGGAUGUUUGUUCGGUGAUACUUCUGCAGCAAACCUUCAAAAUACGUACGGUCUCAUCAAUACAACUCGUCAAGUGGGUUUUGAUUGGACUCAAUUUGCCACAUCCAACUUGAGCUACCAUAUUGUUAUUGACGGUAAUGUAUUGAAUUUGGAACCAUACAUCAAAGCCAACCCCAUCCCAGAUCCCUCUGACGAAUUAGACGGUGUCCUUCGCAACAUAUUAAACAGCUCUUUCGCUGAGGGCGGCCGAGAUGGAACAAAGAUGUUUUUCAGAAAACCUGAGUUCAAAGCCUCCAUCAACUGUCUUGUACAAAAAUACCGCGCUGGGCAUAUCGAUAAAAGCACGCCAGGAUGCUUCGUUUCUACUAUCGUUUUGGCUGCUUCAUUAGCGAUCGUUUUGGCAAUAGUUUUGGCGCGCUUCUUUAUGGCCUUGAUCUUUUCAUGGUUCAUUUCUCGAAAAUUGUCAAGAACACCGCCUACAGCACCUAGCACAACAGGUUCUAUGAUGAUGCAUAAUAAAGAGCAACAAAUGGAAAUGUCCAACAUUAAGCCUGGACUUAUGCAAAGAGCGGAUUCGGGCAGUACACUUACUCCUGCUGGAGCAAUGACAAAGAAAGUAGAAGUGGGCAAUGAUCUCUUUACGGUUCUUUUGAUUACAUGCUAUUCAGAAAAUACAGAAGGUAUCAAAGCCACAGUGGAAUCCUUAUCCGUUACAGAUUAUCCUGAUGACAGAAAAUUGCUAUUUUUGAUUGCUGAUGGUAUUAUCACUGGACAUGGUGAAACGGUUUCUACACCUGAUAUGUGUCUGGAAUUGAUCACCUUUGACGACGAAAGUAUGAGAAAUCCCGAACCUAUGCCAUAUAUUGCCGUGGCCGUGGGUGCCAAGCAGUUCAAUUGUGCAAAAGUAUACGCAGGACAUUACGUUUGUAAAGGACAUAAGGUACCUAUGAUUCUGGUAGUCAAAUGUGGUAACCCUGAUGAACAAGGCAAACCCAAGCCCGGUAACCGCGGCAAGCGUGAUUCGCAGCUCAUCCUGAUGAAUUUCUUCAGUCGCGUCACUUAUAAUGAUCGAAUGACACCAUUAGAUUAUGAGUUGUUUCGAAAAAUUCAGUAUUUAAUGGGAGUUACACCAGAUUACUUUGAACUUGUGCUCAUGGUUGAUGCAGAUACAAAAGUGUAUCCAAGUUCAAUGAGAUUAUUGGUAAAUUGUAUGGUUAACGACAACCUAAUUAUGGGUUUGUGUGGUGAAACAAAGAUCGCCAACAAACGUGAUUCCUGGGUGACAGCAAUUCAAGUGUACGAAUAUUUCAUUUCCCAUCACCUCGCUAAGGGCUUUGAGGCUAUUUUUGGUGGUGUGACAUGUUUGCCUGGCUGUUUCUGUAUGUAUCGUCUGAAAGCUCGUAAAGGUGACGGUGAUUGGGUACCAAUCAUCACCAAGCCUGAAAUUGUGCAAGAGUACUCUUCUAAUACGAUUGACACACUACAUCAAAAAAACUUACUUUUGCUUGGUGAGGAUCGUUUCUUGACUACGCUUAUGCUGCGUAACUUCCCCUUUCGUAAAAUGGUCUUCACUCCCCAAGCUAUCUGUAAAACAGUUGUGCCUGACUCUUUCAAAGUUUUGCUCUCUCAACGCCGUCGUUGGAUUAAUUCCACCAUCCACAAUCUGUUUGAAUUGGUCCUCGUCAGAAAUCUUUGUGGUACUUUCUGUUUUUCUAUGCAGUUUGUCGUCAUGAUGGAUUUGGUAGGCACUCUGACCUUGCCUGUAGCUAUUGUAUUGACCAUCGUGCUUAUUGUGAACAUGGCUCAAACUGAAAUCACCAGCCUUAGCGCGGCGCUUCCACUGAUAUUAUUGAUCAUUGUCUUAUUCUCACCGGCUUUCUUGAUCUUGAUUACGACACGUAAAUGGGUUUAUUUAAUGUGGAUGAUUGUCUACUUGUUCGCUUUGCCCGUGUGGAAUUUUGUCUUACCAGUUUACUCUUUCUGGCAUUUCGAUGACUUUUCCUGGGGUGAAACACGUAAAGUUGAGGGUGAAACAAAAGACGACCACUCCAAAAAAGAUGGUGUUUUCGAUCCUUCUAAAGUGCCUUUGAAGCGAUGGGAAGAUUAUGAGCGUAAACGCAUACGUGCCAAUAAGAGGCGUGAACGUAAAGAGAGACAGAUUAGAGAAAUGGGUCCUACACAUUUGAUGCAUUCUGUAAUUACUUCAGAGGAUGAUGAUGCUAAACGUGGGUUGCUUAUUGCUGAUGACGAUGACUCAAUAUCACAUACAUCGUAUCAAACAGAUAUGUCGGCCCAUCAAAAUGCCCAUUUUUUUGAUCCUUCAAAAGAAGCACCUGCUAAAGCUGGAUCUGGCUAUUAUCCUACUUUCCGCCCUCAGUCUAUGGCUCCCAAUGCAGCUGCAGGAGCAGCGGUACCACCACCUCUACCUAUGAACAAUACCUCAAAUAUACCUUUACAACCUACACCUACCGCACCUGGCCCUUGGGGCUCUCAACAGCAAAAUUAUGGUGCACCAUCACCACAUCACAACAACAAUAUGCGAGCAGCACAACAUCAACCACCAGUAAAUACGAGAGGGCCCUAUUCACAGCCGUCUCAACAGCAACAACAAUUCUCUCCAAUAAAUACACUGGGACAGCAGCAGCAGCACAUGGGACCUCAAGGUCAAUAUGUCAAUACUAGGCCUAAUAAUCAACAACAGUCCCCUUUCCAUGGCUUUUAA